Molecule: messenger RNA, 237 nt
Organism: Necator americanus (New World hookworm)
Lineage: Eukaryota; Metazoa; Nematoda; Chromadorea; Rhabditida; Ancylostomatidae
Exons: 4
Coding region: 1-237 (78 amino acids)
Source: RefSeq, a predicted model, not a curated record
AUGAAAGCAAUUCUGCCGAUUAUACUUCUCUUUGUUGUCGAUGUGUUCUCGCUCAACAGAACCUGGACUUCCGACCGGUCUGGAAGUGGCGCAAUCGGAAACGAAAGAGUCGCGGACUCUGAGGAAGGAAGAAAGAGUGCUGAUGUGAAAAAAUAUAAAGCUCUCCCUAUUUUCGGCGCAUUGUUACUCGGCGGUGUGGUCGGAUAUAACAUAGGAAGUCUACUCCGCCGCGGAUAA